Messenger RNA from Ilex paraguariensis (yerba mate), 318 nucleotides. NCBI's taxonomy places the organism in Eukaryota, Viridiplantae, Streptophyta, Magnoliopsida, Aquifoliales, Aquifoliaceae. The record is from the annotation of a GenBank genome assembly.
AUGAAAAACCUUCAAUCUAACCAUGCUUUGACAUCACUAGGCAAAUGUGAAACGAAAAGCUUCAAAAUGAGGUAUCUAUCACUUGCUCUAGUCCUGAUGAUGUUGAGCUCUUGCUUAGCCAUAAACAGGAAAGCCCUAAUGGCUGAAAUGCAUGGACACGAGCAGCGGCAGCUAGUUGAGGACGAUGGGGGCAUUGGUUUCGAGUACUCGGGAAGCGGUGUGAACAACCACCAUGAAAUCCAUAGGAAGGACUUUAACAACUACAGUGGUGGUGCCUCUAAAGGUGGUGAUGAUCAUACCAGUGGUGGCGAGACCUAA